AUGAUCAAGUUCGUCCUGGUGCAGAAUCGACAAGGAAAGACGAGAUUGUCUAAAUGGUAUUCUCCUUAUGAUGAUGAUGAGAAGGUCCGACUGAGAGGAGAAGUACAUAGAUUGAUCGCUCCGCGGGACCAGAAAUACCAAUCCAACUUUGUAGAGUUUCGAAACGACAAGAUCGUCUACAGACGAUAUGCAGGUCUCUUCUUCUGUGUGUGCGUAGAUUCGAACGACAAUGAAUUAGCGUAUCUGGAGGCUAUCCACCUUUUCGUUGAGGUAUUGGAUGCGUUCUUCCAAAAUGUUUGCGAAUUAGAUCUGGUGUUCUCUUUCUACAAGGUGUAUGCAAUUCUCGAUGAGGUAUUCUUGGCUGGUGAAAUUGAAGAGACUUCCAAACAAGUAGUGUUGGAUAGAUUAGAUUAUCUAGAAAAACUGGAUUAG
Kwoniella shivajii is the source of this 432-nucleotide messenger RNA. RefSeq names its product AP-2 complex subunit sigma. Gene Ontology annotation, biological process: protein transport; clathrin-dependent endocytosis. The record is from RefSeq and is a predicted model, not a curated record. Gene Ontology annotation, cellular component: intracellular membrane-bounded organelle; AP-2 adaptor complex. The transcript has 6 exons. The coding region runs from base 1 to 432 and encodes 143 amino acids. Lineage: Eukaryota; Fungi; Basidiomycota; Tremellomycetes; Tremellales; Cryptococcaceae. Gene Ontology annotation, molecular function: clathrin-cargo adaptor activity.